Molecule: messenger RNA, 1524 nt
Organism: Pygocentrus nattereri (red-bellied piranha)
Lineage: Eukaryota; Metazoa; Chordata; Actinopteri; Characiformes; Serrasalmidae
Gene: dhrs7cb
Product: dehydrogenase/reductase (SDR family) member 7Cb
Exons: 6
Coding region: 1-945 (314 amino acids)
Biological process (GO): regulation of release of sequestered calcium ion into cytosol by sarcoplasmic reticulum
Cellular component (GO): sarcoplasmic reticulum membrane
Molecular function (GO): all-trans-retinol dehydrogenase (NAD+) activity
Source: RefSeq, a predicted model, not a curated record
AUGGGUGUCCCAUCUGUGAUGAUAUUGCCCCUGCUGGUGGUGGUGCUCGCCGGAUUCUAUUACAUUUACAAUGAGGUCAUCCAGUUCAUGUCCAAGUCCAUAGUGCGGAACAAAGUGGUGGUGAUUACGGAUGCCGUGUCUGGAAUGGGAAGCGAGUGUGCUAGGCUGCUUCAUGAGGGUGGUGCGCGCUUGGUGCUAUGUGGACCCACCUGGGAUAAGCUGGAGUCUCUGAGUGACUCACUGUGCAGUGCCGCAGACCCCAGCAAAACCUUCACACCCAAGCUGGUGCUGCUGGACUUCAGUGAUAUAGACAGCAUGGAGGAAGUGAUCGCAGAGAUCGGGGAGUGCUACGGCUGUGUGGACGUUCUGAUAUGCAACAGCAGCAUGAAGGUCAAAGCCCCAGUUCAGAACCUCUCCCUGGAGAUGGACAAAACCGUCAUGGACGUCAACUACUUUGGGCCGAUCACUUUGGCAAAAGGCAUUCUGCCAAUGAUGGUUGCCCGGAGAACAGGUCACUUUGUACUUGUCAACAGCAUCCAAGGGAGGCUGGCUGUUCCAUUCCGCAGUUCUUACGCUCCUUCCAAACAUGCUGUGCAGGCCUUCUUUGACUGUCUGAGAGCGGAGAUGGAGGAGUACGGCAUCUCCGUCAGUACGAUAAGCCACACCUUCAUUAAUGCCACCACCCAGAACCCCACCCCCUCCAACUCCCAGCCCACCAACGCCCUGUGGGCAUACAUUUUGAGGAAGCUGAAGACACAUGGUGUGAACCCCAAUGACCUGGCCAGUGAGAUUGUGAAGGUGGUGAACGGCAGGAGGAGAGAAGUACUCCUGACUCACCCCAUCCCCUGGGCCGCCCUCUAUAUCCGUUCAUUGCUGCCCAGCUUCUUCUUCGCCGUGGUGGCAGCAGGGGUGAGGGACGGGCCCAUGGCUGACCAGCUGAAGUAGAUCUGUUUGCAAGAUCAAAGUAAUGGCCGAAAGAAAGGAAUGUUUUUUUGGAAGAGGCUCAUCAUUAGAAUGUGUGUAAAGCUAUAGCUCUCUACUAUACAUGAGAAGGAGUCACAAUUUGACCUUGAACUAGGAUUGCCAGCCCUCAGGUAUUGGCUUUGAGGCCUCCUGGGGAAAAAAAAAUAAAGAUUUUUAUGAAAUUGUCAUUUUUAUAAAAAUUCAAGAGUUUUCAUAAAAAAAGAAUAAUGAGAAUACGAUCAGAGUGACUGAUAGAUCGUCAUAGUACUAGAUACAUGUCAUAGUGUGACAGCAUACCAAAAUGCUGCUGGGUAUUGCAGAGACAUCCUUCCCUCGCAAAAGGAAGGAAAAAGACAAAGGAUAUGAGUAAAAACAGGAGUUUCCAAAACUAGAGCUCAAAAAUAAUAAAAAUAUUUAGAGAAAAUGGGACUCCAAACUAUUGUGUGAUUGUGCUGAUAGACCACAAAUUACCACUAUUCGAUAUACAGUACGGUUUUUUAUGAGAGAGAGGAGUAAAUCAGGUCCCACUCCUGCUUCAGAUCUGAAUAAAAACCAAAAAAA